AUGGCCACCAAGCAUUGCCUGUUGAAGCCGCACUCUCUGGGAAUCAAGCUCCGACGUACAUAUUGGACGGCCACCACCUUCCGGUCCAGCUCACCACAAAAAUUGGUCGACACAGUCCAACAGACCCUCUCAGCAUUCACAUCCGGUGCUCUAGCAGGUGUUGCAGCCCCUCCGCCGGUGGUGCUCUACACAAUCUCAAAACGUAUCCCAUCCGAACCUCUGGAAAGACUGGUGCAGAGCUUCCAAGACUUGGAGCCCUUGAUCGAGCCGAUCGGCUGUCUCGCUGAGGAUCCCUCGAUGGGUCUUCAUUCCGUCUCAAUUGCCAAAUGGUCUGGGGCCUCGACCGAAUUGGUACCCUUCACCUCAACUAUCCGAUCUCGCGCCUCCAUCUCUGUCGGCAGGGAGAUCAUUCCCUCCGAGAGAAUUGAUUCAACAGCCGAUUACAUGGGUAAAGCCCAUCAAGCUGGAGCCGAGUCGACUGGCGCUGACCUAUUACCUGAAGAGCUAAGAAGAAUACCGCCAAGCUCAAUCGAUAGCUUGAUUUUUUUCAGUGCACCUUCACCCCAGCCAUUCUUGAACAUCCUCCAGCGAACCUUCCCCUCAGCUAACCUGAUGGGACUUGUUGGAUCCUCCACCGCUUUUGAAACCGGAAGAAAGUCCACCUUGUUUAGAAAUCGCACCAUCUUGGGUGAGCACGGGGCCGUCGGAAUCGCCGUUCUCAAACGAGCAAACGCCUUAUCGACCAGUCCCAUAGUCAAGUAUCAAAACAUGGAGGCUCUCGGAGCGCCCAUGCAAGUUACUGAGGCACAGGGCAAUAUCAUCCUGACACUAGAUUCGAAGAGGGCGACAGGAUAUCUUCUUGAGUUGAUCAAGAAGUCUGGCCAUAUCAAUGAGGCACAUACAUCAUCAGAUGUCAUCAUCAGCAAAGAAAAGGAAUUCUAUCUCGGGUUUUUGGAUGACCUAAAAAUGGUCGUCGAGGUCUGUCGAAUUAUUGGCGGGUCUACUAGUCGUGGUACAAUGGCUCUCGAUCGAGAAAAGGAAAUAACAGGUAACCAGUUGGUCCAGUUCAUGCAUUCAGCCGGACGUGGCAACGGAAUCAAAAGCAUGAAGGAAAGCGACCCUUCGAAAUUGCAAGCAUCAUCGACAGAAGCUAGAAAGACGACAGUGGAAUUUGAGUGCUGUGAUCCUCAUUCUGAUCAGGGAGAGAACGAUUUUCGGGAUGGCAAUGUAAUCGAAGCGGUAGAGAGGGUUGAUGAUUUAUUUUCUGGUGGAAGUGAAGCUGGCUUUGUUCCUCGGCACCAACAAAUUGUUAAUCUGCUUCACUCGAAAGCUGAAUACCUUCUGUAA
Puccinia triticina is the source of this 1347-nucleotide messenger RNA. RefSeq lists its product as uncharacterized. Lineage: Eukaryota; Fungi; Basidiomycota; Pucciniomycetes; Pucciniales; Pucciniaceae. The coding region runs from base 1 to 1347 and encodes 448 amino acids. The transcript has 5 exons. The record is from RefSeq and is a predicted model, not a curated record.